This is a messenger RNA of Truncatella angustata, 1167 nucleotides long. RefSeq names its product GHMP kinase. The coding region runs from base 1 to 1167 and encodes 388 amino acids. Gene Ontology annotation, cellular component: cytosol. The record is from RefSeq and is a predicted model, not a curated record. Gene Ontology annotation, molecular function: ATP binding; diphosphomevalonate decarboxylase activity. Gene Ontology annotation, biological process: isoprenoid biosynthetic process; isopentenyl diphosphate biosynthetic process, mevalonate pathway. The transcript has a single exon. NCBI's taxonomy places the organism in Eukaryota, Fungi, Ascomycota, Sordariomycetes, Amphisphaeriales, Sporocadaceae.
AUGGUCGUCUACCGCGCAAGCACGACGGCACCCGUCAACAUUGCCGUCGUCAAGUACUGGGGCAAGCGAGACCCAAAGCUCAACCUCCCCACCAACUCGUCCCUUUCCGUCACCCUCUCGCAAGAUGACCUGCGAGCCCUGACAACGGCCUCUGCUUCCGAGACCUACCACGAGGACACCUUGAUCCUCAACGGUUCGCCCUCCGAUCUGACAGGUGCUCGGACACAGGCCUGUCUCCGCGAGCUGCGCGCGUUGCGCACCGUCCUCGAGGAGAAGGACUCGUCGCUGCCCAAGCUCGCCCAUCUACCCCUCCUCCUCGUCUCCGAGAACAACUUCCCCACCGCCGCUGGUCUCGCGUCCUCUGCCGCGGGCUUCGCCGCCCUUGUUCGCGCCAUUGCCGACCUCUACCAGCUGCCCGCCUCGCCGACCGAGCUCUCUCGUAUUGCCCGCCAGGGCUCCGGAUCCGCAUGCCGCAGUCUGUUUGGCGGCUAUGUGGCUUGGCGCGAGGGCCAGCAGGCAGAUGGGCUCGACAGCAAGGCAGUAGAAGUCGCCCCCGCCUCCCAUUGGCCCAACAUGCGCGCCCUCAUCCUCGUCGUCAGCGCCACUAAGAAGGGUGUCAGCUCCACGAGCGGCAUGCAGCAGACCGUCGCCACCUCCGGUUUGUUUAAGCACCGUAUCGCUCAGGUGGUGCCAGAACACAUGGAUCGUAUGGAGAGGUCCAUUGCGCACAGGGAUUUCGCCGAGUUCGCAGAAGUCACCAUGAGAGACUCGAAUUCCUUCCAUGCCACCUGUGCGGAUACAUACCCUCCCGUCUUCUACAUGAACGACGUUUCCAGGGCGGCUGUUAGAGCAGUUGAGACCAUCAAUGCGACUGCCGGCAAGACAGUGGCCGCCUACACUUUCGAUGCUGGCCCUAACGCAGUUAUCUACUAUUUGGAUGAGGACAGCCAGGCUGUUCUGGGUACAUUCUACCCGCUACUGGAGAGUGUUGAAGGCUGGAAGCAAGGUGCAAGCUCCAAGUCCAACGUCCAGCUCGACGAGGCAGUGAGCGGCUCAUUGAAGAGUGGUGUGAGCAGAGUCAUCAUGACUGGUGUUGGAGAAGGCCCCAAGAAAUCGGAUCAAUAUCUCGUGUCGGAGGACGGAAAGCCUCUCUCCACCAGUGCAUAG